This is a messenger RNA of Aspergillus affinis, 567 nucleotides long. Its product is annotated as PLP-dependent cysteine synthase family protein. Gene Ontology annotation, cellular component: cytoplasm. Bases 1 to 567 code for a protein of 188 amino acids. Lineage: Eukaryota; Fungi; Ascomycota; Eurotiomycetes; Eurotiales; Aspergillaceae. Gene Ontology annotation, molecular function: cystathionine beta-synthase activity; cysteine synthase activity. The record is from RefSeq and is a predicted model, not a curated record. The transcript is spliced from 2 exons.
AUGACCGUCUACCUAGGACAGCCGCUCAGCGAGUCCAUCGCCGAGCACAUCGGUGCUACCCCCUUGGUGACCCUCAAUCGCUUACCAGCUUCAUUGGGUAUAAAGGCAAAAGUAUGCGCAAAGCUCGAGUACUUAAACGCGGGCGGGUCGGUCAAGGAUCGAAUUGCUAGGCGUAUGGUAGAGCAGGCGGAGAGAGACGGGUUGAUCAAACCGGGUGACACACUGAUUGAAGCGUCUAGCGGGAAUACAUGUAUCGUCACGCUAUCGGAGAAGAUGUCGCUGGAAAAAGAACAGAUUCUCCACGACCUAGGUACCCAGGUGGUGCGGACGCCCACUGGUGUCCCGAUCGAAUCCCCAGACUCGAUCCUAAGCGUCGCUCGACGCUUCAACCAAGAUAUUCCCAAUUCUUACAUUUUAGACCAAUACAACAACGCGGAGAAUCCCCUUGCUCACGAGCUCGGGACGGCGCAGGAAAUUUGGCAUCAGACGCAAGGCAAAGUGGACGUUGUACUGGCGGGAGCAGGAACGGGAGGCACAGUCACUAGUUUAGCUAGAGGACUGAAGUAG